Molecule: messenger RNA, 1664 nt
Organism: Paramecium sonneborni
Lineage: Eukaryota; Ciliophora; Oligohymenophorea; Peniculida; Parameciidae
Source: the annotation of a GenBank genome assembly
UUUUAAUUCAGAUGAAAAACACAGUAAGCAAAUCAAAUAUGGUUUUUAAUAAAUCAUUUGGUUAACACAUUCUUAUAAAUUAAUAGAUUUUAUAAAUGAUUGUUGAUAAGGCAGCAAUACGUCCAACAGACGUAGUAUUGGAAAUAGGACCAGGAACAGGUAAUUUGACAGAAUUGUUAUUGUAAAGAGCGAAAUAAGUAAUAUGUGUAGAAAUAGAUCCUCGAAUGGUUAUAGAAUUAACUAAAAGAUUUAAGUAUUCGUAAUACUCAGAUAAAUUCAAAUUAAUCUAAGGUGAUUUUUUAACAGCAGAAUUACCAUUUUUUGAUUUAUGUGUUGCAAAUGUUCCAUAUUAAAUAUCAUCUCCAUUAGUUUUUAAAUUAUUAGCUUAAAGACCUCUAUGGAGAUGUGCAGUACUAAUGUUUUAAUAAGAAUUUGCAUUCAGAUUAGUUGCUAAACCUGGAAAUGAAUUAUAUUGUAGAUUAUCUGCGAAUGUUUAAAUGUUAUCAAGAGUAGAUCAUUUAAUGAAAGUAGGAAAAAAUAAUUUUAAACCUCCUCCUAAAGUAGAAUCAUCUGUUGUAAGAAUUGAACCAAAAAAUCCUAUUCCUAAUAUUAAUUAUAUUGAAUGGGACGGUUUAUUAAGAAUUUGUUUUAAUAGAAAGAAUAAAUAAUUAUCUGCCAUUUUCAAAAAUAAAUCUGUUCUUAAAACUUUAGAACAUAAUUUUAAUGUAAUUGAAUAAGAAGGUAACAAAAUCAAUGAUCCUGCUAAAAAUGUUAAAUAAUUAAUUUUAACAAUUAUGGAAGAAGAGAAUAUAGAGGGAAAAGGAAAAGGAAAAAAUGAUAAAAAAGAGAAAAAGGAUAAAUAAAAUUAAUAAAAAGAUAACGAAUCCGAUUCAGAAGAAGAUAUAGAUGACAAUUAAUAACCAGAGAAAUAAUAAAUUACAUAAAACCCUUUCAGAUAAAAAAUAAAUGAAAUAUUGAAAUAAUCAGAUAUGUUUUAAAAGAGACCAGUUAAAAUGGAUAACGAUGAUUUCCUUUAAUUGCUAUGUGCAAUGAAUGCUCAAGGUAUACAUUUUAAAUGAUAGAACUAUUUCUGAUUAUAAUUAUUAUAUUGUUUAUUAAUAUAAAUUAAUUAAUGCUUAAAUAAUAAGAUCAAUAUUAAGAUGGAUUUGUUAGUUUUAUGUUAGAAAAGGAAGAUUCCUUUAUAUUGAAUUCUAGUGAUAAUUCUCUUAAACUUACAAAUGAUGAUGACUAUUAUAAAUAAUUAAGUAGACAAUUUUAUGGUCAGAAAAAUUAAGGUAAAUAAUCAUCAUUUUCAUAAAGAAAUCAAAAAAACAUCAAAGAUUGAUCCUACUUUCAAGCAAUUUAAAAUUAUAUUUCGUGCUUUUAUAACAAAUACAGAAAAAUAGAAACCUGCAUUUUCAGUUCCUACAGUCAGUCAAUAAUUGUAAUAGGUAUAAGUUUAUUGUAAUAAUCUUUUUCCUAUUAUAGUAGAUCUAGAAACUCUUAUCAUUAAGUAAACCUAAAUUGUACACUUGUAGAGAAUCUACUCAAAGAACAAAUAUACAUUCUACAUAAAAAAUAAAUUAAAUAAAAAAUUUUUAUAUGUAAUAAUAACCAGCAAAAUUUAAUAUCCCAAUCCCAACUAAAAAAAACAAUGUUCAUGA